GUUGACGUAUCUCAACUGUCAAAUUUUCGUAUAAUGGGACACAUACAUUUUACAAAUUUCGACAUAGGAAUUUGCAAAAUUAAUUAAGUUUAAAUAUCAAAACAUUGAAACUUUAAAUUGAUCGACAGAUCUUGGCAAACUUCCAUAUGGAAGGUAUUUUGUGGAAAUGGACAAAUUACUGGAAUGGUUGGCAAACCAGAUGGUUUGUUUUAGAAAAUGGAAUAUUAUCAUAUUACAAGUCACAGGAAGAAGUUAAUCAGGGCUGUAAGGGUUCUGUAAAGGUGUCAGUCUGCCAGAUUAAUGUUAACAAUAUUGAUAACACACGGUUAGAUUUAGUUAUACCUGGUCAACAGCAUAUGUACUUGAGAGCACCAUCACCGCAAGAUAGGCAAAAGUGGCUUGUAGCACUAGGCAGUGCUAAAGCUUGUGUUGACUCAGUAUUAGAUCUCAAAGGAUCUUAUGAAGACUCUUUAACUCAUAAGAAAUCUGAAUUGCAUUUAUAUUGUGAUUUACUGAUGCAACAAGUGCAUGCAGUAAAAAGUGCAGCAACAUCUGAGGGAGGACCACAGAUUCAGGAAAUUGAAAAUGCAUCUAGUCUGCUUACUGCAACAUGUGACACCUUUAUAAGGACCCUUGAAGAUAUUAUGAAACUCUCUAUUAAUACUGGAAUCAAUUCCACUGUCUAUGAAAUGUCAGUUCCUAACUUAGCAAUGACUAAAAAUAAUUUGAUCAAACCAAAACCUGUAAACAGGUCUCAGUCACAAGAAAACAGAUGAGUAAAAAAUUUUUAUUUGUUAAAAUUAAUGUCUUGUCUGUUAUCGUACUUAGAUAUUCCUUCUUUUUGUAAAAAUCUGUACAUUUUUUAGGCAUGUAAAUAGUGAAUUAAUAUGUAAUAUUGAAUACUUAAAUUUAUAUGCUUUGUGCAAGUAAAUAUUCAUGUAUUCAUAAUUAAAUAUGUUAUUGUUUAAAGAAUUUUAAUAUUAAAAUGUGCAUAUAUACUUUUAUAAACAAUUUGUUUUGGUUGAUUUUUUCUGUGAUAAAUUGUAUUAUUCUUUUACUUUCUUGAUUAAUUUUAAAUAUCAAUAUUAUAACAAAAUUAUAAAUGUAUUUCUAAUUAGAUCUGCUGAUUAAAGAAGGCAUUUAUGUCUGUUAAUAAUAUAUGCACUUGUUUGUGC
Molecule: messenger RNA, 1175 nt
Organism: Nymphalis io (European peacock)
Lineage: Eukaryota; Metazoa; Arthropoda; Insecta; Lepidoptera; Nymphalidae
Product: pleckstrin homology domain-containing family A member 3-like
Exons: 5
Coding region: 147-776 (209 amino acids)
Biological process (GO): retrograde transport, endosome to Golgi; receptor recycling; endosome organization
Cellular component (GO): early endosome; trans-Golgi network; recycling endosome
Source: RefSeq, a predicted model, not a curated record